Molecule: messenger RNA, 986 nt
Organism: Daktulosphaira vitifoliae (grape phylloxera)
Lineage: Eukaryota; Metazoa; Arthropoda; Insecta; Hemiptera; Phylloxeridae
Product: glutathione S-transferase theta-1-like
Exons: 5
Coding region: 122-823 (233 amino acids)
Biological process (GO): glutathione metabolic process
Cellular component (GO): cytoplasm
Molecular function (GO): glutathione transferase activity
Source: RefSeq, a predicted model, not a curated record
UAAAUUUAGUCAACAUAGGCACGUAACCUAUCUACCACUAUCUUAAAGCUUAUAUCAUAAUUUGUACAACAAAACAUAAUUUUAUAUAAAAUAUUUAGGUAAAACUUAAAGACGUAGUAGAAUGACUCAAUUAAAGUUAUAUUAUGAUUUAAUAUCUCAACCAUCAAGAGCUAUUUACAUAUUUUUAAAAAAGAAUAACAUACUUUUCGAAGGAAAAACAUUGAAUUUAUUUCAAGGAGAUCAUUAUUCAUCAUCAUUUGAAUCUAUUAAUCCAUUCAAAAGGGUACCAGUUAUCGAUGACAAUGGAUUUAUUUUGACUGAAAGUGUUGCCAUCCUUCGUUAUAUAUGCCAAACUAGGCCAAAUAUACCAGAUCACUAUUUUCCUAAGGACUUAAAAUUACAAGCUCGUGUUGAUGAAUAUUUAGAAUGGCAGCAUACAAAUACUCGUAUUUGUUGUGCCAAUUAUGCUCGCCAAAAAGUAUUUGAUCCUUUAAUAACUGGGAAAUCACCUAAUGAAAAAUCAAUUUUUAAUCUUGAGAAGAAAAUGAUUAAUACUCUAAAUGAAUUGGAUCAAAUAUGGCUGAAAAAUAAACAAUUUUUAUGUGGAGAUACAUUAUCUAUAGCAGAUAUUCUGGCAACAUGUGAAAUUGAACAAACAAAAAUGUCUGGUUUUGAUCCAUUUGUUGGUCGUUCAGCAUUAUUACAAUGGAAAUUUCGUGUUCAAUCAUUUUUAAAUCCUUACUAUGAUGAAGCACAUAAUAUUAUUCAAGAAAUGUACUUAAAAUAUAAUAAAAUAGAAAAAAACUUACAAUCAAAUUUAUAACUAGAAAUAUUUAUAUGGGUGUGGAUAUUUAGCGAUUGUUUAAAAAAUGAAUAAUAAACCUCCCCUAUCAAAAAAAUGUUAAUGUUAUUUAUUGAAACAAUUGAUACUUUUAUUACAUUAUACAUUUAAUACUUAAAAUAUUAUAUUAAGAUAAUAUUAAGAA